Molecule: messenger RNA, 1176 nt
Organism: Abrus precatorius (Indian licorice)
Lineage: Eukaryota; Viridiplantae; Streptophyta; Magnoliopsida; Fabales; Fabaceae
Product: F-box/kelch-repeat protein At3g23880-like
Exons: 1
Coding region: 1-1176 (391 amino acids)
Molecular function (GO): protein binding
Source: RefSeq, a predicted model, not a curated record
AUGUCACGAGCUCGAUGUUCACCAGCUCUUCCUGAAGAACUCAUUGUUGAGAUCUUAUCAUGGGUUUCGGUGAAACAUCUCAUGCGUAUGAGGUGCGUUUGUAAAUCUUGGAAGUCCAUGAUCUCGGAUCCAACUUUGGUGAAACUACAUCUUGAAAGAUCGUCCAAAGAACCCCAUGUUAUACUAACACUAGAAGAUCUAUCCCAUGACCUUGAGGACGAUGAUCAUACCUAUGCCAUACCUUACUCCGUUAAUCAUUUACUUGAGAACCCAUCAGACACCCUUGAUGAAGAUGGUUGCUAUCAAUUAAAAACCAAUUACUGGGUCGUGGGCUCGUGUAAUGGAUUGGUUUGUUUGUAUGGCUUUUAUGUUGAAGAUGAAUUUGACAAAUAUUGGGUUCGAUUUUGGAACCCAGCCACAAGGAUGAAAUCAAAGAAAUCUCCGUGCUUGCAUGUCAAUCCAUGUUGUCGAAGAUUUAGGUCAUUUGUUUCUGUCAAGUUUGGAUUUGGCUAUGAUGAUUCAAGUGACACUUACAAGGUGGUGUUUGUCCUUUUAGAUUGUAGAUCUGAGACAAUUGAGGUAAUAAUUCAUUGCAUGGGUGACAACUAUUGGAGAAAGAUUUUAAAUUUUCCUAGUUUUCCGAUUCUAGAGCAAAAUGGACUAUUUGUGAAUGGCACUGUAAACUGGUUAGCACUUGACAAGUUUGGUUCUCAUUAUCAAUGGGAAGUUGUUACUACCAAUCAGUUAGUCAUUUUUUCAUUUGAUCUACAAAAAGAGACAUACAAAUAUUUAUCGUUACCUGAUGGCCUUGUUGAUGUCCCUAGUGAUGAGCCGAAUCUUGUGGUUUUAAGGGAUUGUCUGUGCCUUUUCUAUGAUGACCGAAAAACCCAUUUUGUUGUUUGGCAAAUGAGGGAGUUUGGAGUUGGAAAGUCCUGGAAUCAAUUGGUGAAGGUUAGUUAUGAGCAUCUUCGGUGUGAAGGGUUACUUCGUCCAUUGUUAUUAUUGUGCAUAUCUGAAAAUGGUGAUGUCUUGCUGUUGCUAAACAAUGAUGAUACCGAAGUUAUUACAUAUAAUCGGAGAAGUAACACAGCAGAACAUACUGAAAUUCCAAAUGACAUAGUUUGGUGGAAGGGCGACGAUUACUUUCAAAGUUUGGUUUUGCCUUGUCCAAAUUAA